CCAAUCUCGGCCGCUUCUACAAAGUCUCGAUCCAGAUGCAUAACCAGUUUCAUUGAACACUUCCGGUUUGAAGUAGUUCUAGCGAGCUAUUCAUUCAAGAAACAACUGAAGGAAUUAAGGCCAGAGGGAGUUGCGAGUAGGGUUUCAUUAAAAGGUUCUCGCAAAUUUAGUUGAGUAGCGGUGAAGACGGCAUGGAAAUAAACAACUGAUAAUUGACGCUCUCGCCUUAAGGAAGUGAAGAAGAGAAGUGUUGCCGUUUGAAAGAAUUCCACUGAGUUGCCAAUUUAUCUAAAGAGAUUCAGAAUGUUUUUUUGGUUAGUUUAAUACUGUUUAGUUCAUAUUCAUAGAGAGAUUGAUGUUCAUCAAAAUAUUUAUCUUUUAUUGAUUUUUUAUAAGUCGUCAC
This is a messenger RNA of Linum tenue, 403 nucleotides long. Lineage: Eukaryota; Viridiplantae; Streptophyta; Magnoliopsida; Malpighiales; Linaceae. The record is from the annotation of a GenBank genome assembly.